AUGCUGCCAGCCAAAGACAACGACACUGAGACAUACGCAUCUCCCAUCGAUCAAUCUGCGGAAGAAGUUGCCAAGGACAAGUCAGCUUUUCAGAGGCUGAAAACAUUUCAUGGCCGCUAUCUAAGUAGAGAAACAUAUCAAGGCUCGUUGAUUUUCAAUCUAUGCGCCUUCCUCCUCCCAGCAUUAUACAGCACGCUCAGCAAGCUAUGGAUCGCAAACAUCGACCCAACCCAAGUGGUCACCACCGAUGUCUACACCUACAUCGGCACCGUGGCAAACGUCCUCAACGACGGCCUUCCAAGAGCCGCUUGGCUCGUCAUCGGAGACAAGGCCACCAGGACCAUGUCCUCUCGACUCGGCCUAUCAUACACCCUCAUUCUCUUCCAGACCGUGCUAGGAGCCAUCAUGACCAUAGUAUUCAUCGCGGCUUCCAAUCAGCUUGCCGCCGCCUUCGUCCCAGCGCAAGUCAGAGAGGCAUCCAUAACAUACGUUCGCAUCUCUUCGGUCUCGGCACUGUCUUCUGCCAUGCAAGUCGCUGUAUCGGACUGCACACGGGCUUUGGAUAAUCCGGAUGUACCGUUGUUGAUCAGCUCGACGAGUUUCGUCAUCAACAUCAUGCUCGACCUGCUGAUCAUCUCCAAGUUCCAUGUGGGAUCAUGGACGCCAACGAUCAUUGAUCAAGCCCUCAUCAGGCUCGCUUGUGACAUGAGCUCCGCCGUUGCUGGGCUUGUGUACUUUAUCUACAUUGCGACAAAGAUGCACCGAAAGUCCAGUGAAGACUCCGAUGAAACGAUAAGGCCCGGUGUCAGAGCCUUCAAAGUCCUCGCCCGUCCAUCAGUCUACACUUUCACGGAGUCCGCAAUCCGAAACUCGCUGUACCUGUGGCUCGUCAGCAGGAUCAUUUCCCUCGGCGAGAACUAUGGCACUGCGUGGGGUGUGUUCAACACGAUCCGCUGGGGGCUGGUCAUGGUGCCAGUCCAAGCUUUGGAAGCAUCGACGCUAGCAUUCGUUGGCCACAACUGGGGCCAAUGGCGAGCACGCGUGGGGGUUGGGUUGCGAAAGCCCAAAGCCUCCAGACGGGACCUUUUGGGUAUGGUUUUCCCAUCUUUCGUCGUGGCUUUUGGUCCCCUGCUAACCCUCCGCUCGGCGACAGACAUCAUGCACCCAGCAUUCAUCUCUUGCGUCAUUGCCCUCGUCGUCGAAGUCCCGGUCUGUAUCUGCCUUUCACUAUGGGGCAUGGAAUCCUUCGCGUACUAUCUCUCCGACUCCACCGAAGUCGCAGCGAUAACCAAGAAAAUGUGGAAGAACAUCGACUGGUGCUACAUCUUCUACGCGGUCCAAUACCAACUCGCCGCCAUCCUCCUCGCCACCAGUCCCCGCUGGUACCUCUACCAAGCCCUCGGGUCCAACUUCCUCUGGAUCCUCCCCUGGGCCAUCGUCGUCACCAAGGUCCGGCUGUCGGAAGAGCGCGCGUGGACCUUCUACGCCAUCAUCUUCGGCGGAGCGCUGGUCUUCGAUCUCUUCGACGUGGGCAUCACGCUGGGACUUUGGGCCUGGCGGUUAGCGAAGGGGAAGGUCUCGCUGGGGAGGGUCCACAGUACGCUCUAG
This is a messenger RNA of Letharia columbiana, 1608 nucleotides long. RefSeq lists its product as uncharacterized. The coding region runs from base 1 to 1608 and encodes 535 amino acids. Lineage: Eukaryota; Fungi; Ascomycota; Lecanoromycetes; Lecanorales; Parmeliaceae. The record is from RefSeq and is a predicted model, not a curated record. The transcript has 3 exons.